Molecule: messenger RNA, 8724 nt
Organism: Acanthochromis polyacanthus (spiny chromis)
Lineage: Eukaryota; Metazoa; Chordata; Actinopteri; Pomacentridae
Product: synaptic vesicle glycoprotein 2C-like
Exons: 13
Coding region: 513-2723 (736 amino acids)
Biological process (GO): transmembrane transport; chemical synaptic transmission
Cellular component (GO): membrane
Molecular function (GO): transmembrane transporter activity
Source: RefSeq, a predicted model, not a curated record
CUCUCUCUCUCUCUCUCUCUCUCUCUCUCUCUCUCUCUCUGCUUUCUUGGACUGCAGCAGAGAAACCGCUGCAUCGAAGAAGACAAGAAAAGAAGAAAAUCUCGGCGCGAUGCCUGCUACCUCCGCCGCCGUGUAGAGGAGGGAACCGGGGAGCGCACGCUUGAUCCAGCGCGUCGGUGCAAUGAACGCGAUCCUUUGUGGACUGCUGAUGGUUUCCUCUGCUGAGCCCUGACAGCACUGAGGAUCCUUCCAAUUUGAGAUCAACUGUCUCCAUUUCAGCGCUGUCUGGUUACUCCCAUCCAAUGGAAUUAGACAUCAUUACUUAAUCAUUAGUUGCCUGGCAGCCGGCUGGCUUCUUAGUGCUGAAAAACUGCCUUAACUCUCGCUCAGUCUGGAAAGAAUAAAGCAGGAGAGAAUAAAAAUAGGUAGUAUAUGUUUGUUGCACCUGGUGGAAUAAAAGAGCAGUAGAGCUGAGAUAACUGACAUUUAGUUCCAGCUUUCCUUGUGCCAAGAUGGAUGAAACACAAAACAACAGGACUUCCUUGGUUAAAGGUGCCAAGGACAUCGCUAAAGAAGCCAAGAGGCAAGCUUCCAAAAAUUUCAGCAAAGCUGUUGAUCGUGCCUCAGAUGAAUACUCAGCCCAUCGCAGCUACAACCGCUUCCAGAACGAGGAUGAAGAAGAAAACAACUACAACAAUUACACUCAGCAAGAUGGUCACUAUGCCGGCAAUGCGGCCAACGAUGAGGACGGGGCCUCCAGUGAUGCCACGGAGGGCCACGACGACGAAGACGAGAUCUACGAGGGGGAGUACCAAGGUGUGCCUGCCUACAAUGAUGGGAAGCCGCGGGAGGGACAGGUGGCUCUGGGCCAGCCGGUCUCCGACAGCCUAAAGAGCCGCAAGGAGCUGGAAAAUGAGAGACAGGCGGAUGAGGAGGAGCUGGCCCAGCAGUACGAGCUGAUCAUGCAGGAGUGUGGCCACGGGAGAUUCCAGUGGCAGCUCUUCUUUGUACUCGGCCUGGCCCUCAUGUCGGAUGGCGUGGAGGUGUUUGUAGUGGGCUUUGUCCUGCCAAGUGCUGAGACAGACAUGUGUGUCCCCAACUCUGGUGCCGGAUGGCUCGGUAGCAUUGUGUAUCUGGGGAUGAUGUUUGGAGCCUUUUUUUGGGGCGGCCUGUCAGACAAGGUGGGCCGCAGACAGUGCCUGCUCAUAUCCAUGUCUGUCAACGGCUUCUUCGCCUUCCUUUCCUCCUUUGUCCAAGGCUACAGUAUGUUCCUUUUCUGCCGCAUGGUGUCUGGCUUUGGGAUUGGUGGAGCGGUACCCAUAGUUUUCUCCUACUUUGCGGAGGUGUUGGCUCGGGAGAAGAGAGGAGAACAUCUGAGCUGGCUGUGCAUGUUCUGGAUGAUCGGAGGAAUUUAUGCCUCAGCCAUGGCCUGGGCCAUCAUCCCACACUACGGCUGGAGCUUCAGCAUGGGAUCAGCCUACCAGUUCCACAGCUGGCGAGUGUUUGUGGUGGUGUGUGCGCUGCCGUGUGUCUCUGCAGUGGUAGCGCUCACUUUUAUGCCAGAGAGCCCACGCUUCUACCUGGAGAUGGGUAAACAUGACGAGGCCUGGAUGGUGCUCAAACAAAUCCACGACACCAACAUGCGUGCCCGAGGAGAGCCGGAGAGAGUGUUCACUGUGAACCGCAUAAAGAUCCCCAAACAGCUGGAUGAGCUGGUGGAGAUGCAGAAUGAGUCAGCCAACCCCGUGCUCAAGGUCCUCUUCAAGAUCAAGGCCGAGCUCAGAGGAAUCUGGUUGACUUUCAUGAGAUGCUUCAACUACCCAGUGAAAGACAACACUGUGAAACUGGCUGCAGUCUGGUUUACUCUGUCUUUUGGAUACUACGGACUGUCUGUAUGGUUCCCGGAUGUCAUCAAGCACCUCCAGGCCGAUGAGUACGCCUCCAGAGUGAAGAUUCACAACAGCGAGCGCAUUGAGGACUUCACCUUCAACUUCACCCUGGAGAACCAGAUCCACAGAAAUGGAGUCUUUCUGAAUGACAGGUUUAUCAGUAUGAAGUUCAAGGCGGUCACGUUCAUCGACUCAUCUUUCCUCAACUGCUACUUUGAAGAUGUCUCCUCAGUGGGAUCCUUCUUCAAAAACUGCACCUUUGUAGAUUCCUUCUUUUACAACACAGAUAUUGAUGACUCCAAGCUAAUAAAUUCGAGUUUGAUCAACAGCUCCUUCCACCACAACAAAACAGGCUGUCAGAUGACGUUCGACGAUGAUUACAGCGCCUACUGGGUCUAUUUCGUUAACUUCCUGGGAACGUUGGCUGUGUUGCCUGGGAACAUCGUCUCUGCUCUCCUCAUGGAUAAAAUAGGACGUCUUAGCAUGUUAGGAGGCUCCAUGGUGCUGUCAGGCAUCAGCUGCUUCUUCCUUUGGUUCGGCACCAGUGAGUCCAUGAUGAUCUUCAUGCUGUGUCUCUACAACGGCCUCAGUAUCUCUGCCUGGAACUCCCUGGAUGUGGUCACCACUGAGCUGUACCCAACAGACAGGAGGGGCACAGGAUUUGGCUUCUGUAACGCCAUGUGUAAGCUGGCAGCAGUGCUGGGCAACCUGAUCUUUGGCUCGCUGGUUGGCAUCACCAAGGCUAUUCCCAUUCUGCUGGCAUCAUCCGUGCUGGUUGGCGGCGGCCUGGUGGGGCUCCGACUGCCAGACACUCGUGCCAAUGUCCUCAUGUAAACCUCAGUACAAAACAGUAUGUUGUUUACCAGGUAUUUACUCAGUGUGCUGAAUAAUGGAAUAUGAUUUAUUAGAAUAUCACAGAAACAACUACUGCUGUCAUCCUUCUUGUAUUAUUUAUUUGGUAAACAAUGCUGAAUAUGUCCACCAACUCAAAUACAUGACAGGCUGUUAUCGCAAUUCUGUUAGUUCUGAGUUAAAUACCUGGUAAAUUUGAUAGUCAAAUGCAGUUUUGAGAGCUGUAGAUGUACAGAAGAGCAGAAUUCAGGCUAUCAGAUGUUUCAAAUGUGCCAGAGCUGUGCGUAUUCUUGCAGGAAUUCAAGGGGGAAGAAAAGCGACUUGAAAGCAACAAGCUGAUCAGUGGCGAUAACACUCUGUAUAUCAACAGCUCAUUAACUACCACAGGCUGUUUCACACAUGCAACCCACAAAUGCAUGUGCCAAAGCAGCAAAAGGCUUGGACAUCAAACAACCUUAUCUUUCCAAAUCCCACUCAGUCUUGCUCAGAUUAAAGAAAUAGUUUGACAUCUUUGGGAAUAUUCAAAGCUACUCCCCCUUCAGGCAGUCAGCUUAGCGUAAACACAGACUGUAUAUAAAAGAUGAACGUAGACACCGUGACGUCCUUGAGUCAUUUGUGGAUUACCAUUCUGAAGUUUGGAAGUUUGGAACUUUCCCGUGGCCACCUUGGUCUUUUGAAACCAAACUUAACCGACAAGAUGUGGAAUGUAACCUUCAAGUACACCCCUAAGUAGUUGCCUAUUUUGCUCCAAAUGGGGCUAACAUUUACAAAAUGAACAUCAUGUUGUGUUAAAGACUUGAAAUUGUGAUUUGAGACAAUAAAGUAAUUCAGAAAAAAAAUCACUGAUGUAGCAAAUUAAAUGUGAAGUGGACUAAUUUUUUCAUAGGCCUCUUAUUCCUUUUUGCAACCAGAGGAGUUGCCUCCUGCUGGCUGUUGAAAAGAACACAGAUUUAGGGUGCUUCUGCAUUGGAUUUUCUUUUCAGAUUCGCAGGCUACAUUCAUCUUUAAUAUACAGUCUGUGAACUGGAAGUAAAGGGUAUAGCUAGCUUGACUAAAUUCUAAAAGGUACCACCAACACCUCUAACGCUCACUAAUUAACAUGUUGUAUCUUGUUUGCUAAAUAUGUGCAAAAAAUGAAAGUGUAAAAUGACAUGUUUUAUGGGGCUCGUGUUCUGUAAUAAUCCUGAGUCAGGCACUGUCAUUUGCAAAAAACGACACGUCAUUGUGUUGUUUUAAAAUGUGGAUUCGUGCUCAGAUUAAGCAAACAAGAUACAUUAUGACUGUUUUUACAUGGAGUCGAGUAUCCUGGUUAUGAUUGGCUUUUUGACAAUUUUUUUUGUGUUUGUGUAUGGAAACAUCAUCUCCCAAUUUCAGAAACUUGGAUAAGACAUUAGCUGUGCUUUGAGAACGCUGAUUGUGCUUGGUGGAGUACUCCGGCUUACAAUUCCACAUAGAUUUUAUCACAGGCGUGAUUACAGCCAGGUAACAAUAAAAACUGUCCACAACUGCCCAUUUUGGACAACAACUACGACCAGAACAGAGCCAACACUUGUCCAGUUUAUUUCCUCUGGUGUCUUAAAUUGUUCAACUGUGUCACACAACUAGUAAAAGAAAUGGAAAUGCAUAUAUUUUCUAAACUCAGAGUCACUGAGCCUCAUCAUGACACAGCCCGAUCUCACGAGGAUUCGUGAAACUGUCACGUAAAUUUUUGUUUCGGUUUCGUGCGCACCAACACGAUUUCGUCAUGUUUUUCGUGCCGCUCACCACGAAAUGCACACCAAUGUAUUUUAAACGGCGGACUUUUCGUGCCACUCAGAACGUAUUUCAAACGAAUGGGUAUAUUAUAUUUUUAAUGUAAAACCGUGGCGAAUCCAACGCUAUAUUUUGCAUGACAUCGUCCCUAACCAUAACCUAACCAUAACCUAACCAUAACCUAACCAUAACCCGGUGGUACACUUACCAAUUUGCAUAGGAAUUUAAAGAAUGUCCGACGGCCGCAAACGCGAUCACACAAGCAGUAUACGCCAAUGGACAGCUUAGAUCGUCAUGAAUCUGCCGGUAUAAACCACUUUCAGAUGUGAUUACCACAGCGGGUUUCGUUGUGAGCAACACGAAAAACAUUUUGUGGUGAGCGGCACGAAAAACAUGACAAAAUCGUGUUGGUGCCCACGAAACCCAAACAAAAAUUUACGUGACAGUUUCACGAAUUCCCGUGAGACCGGGUUGCAUGACAACCCCAUCCCACCGGUCAUGGCUGCCUAUCUUUAUCUUACACUCCUUUAUCAUGUGAGGUGACAGUUAAAUCCUGACAUCAAUUAAAGAGGAGGUAGAAAUCUGCAAUGCAGUCGUGGCAUUAAAUAGUGCUAAGUCUGGCAUUAGCCAAAAGGGCCAUGUUUUCAGUAGCCACUGUCAAAUUUCUUUAGUUAGGCUAACAGGUCCUGAAAAGUCACAUUAAAUUGCCAGUUUGACUUGUAAACAUUACAAGUGAAAGCACAAACAGCACUCAGUAAUCAGUAACUGGUACACAUGCAUUUAUCAUGUAUACAGGGAUGUGAAAAACAGACAUCUGUGCUCCAUGUAAACACCAUAACCUGAAUAUGAUCUAAACUACGGUGUUAUGAGAAUACUAGUGUACAUGUAUGUUUAUCUGUGAUCUUUAGAGGUUUAGGUGGAUGGAUUUCAUUGCUUUCGGAUAGAGUCAGGCCAGCCUUUCCCUCUGCUGCCACUCUUUAUGCUAAGCUAACUAGCUGGCUGUAGCUUCAUACAGAUAUGAGAGGAGUAUCACAUAUUCUCAGCUUGCUCAGCAAAGAAAGUGAGCAAGUGGAUAUGGUUCAACAAAAUGCUGACUUAUUUAUUAAUUUAUGUCUUAUCUAUUGCUGCACUGGAGUGGUUUUAUGUUUGUUUUUUAUGUCUUUUGACUUUGAUCAGUGUCCUAAUAAAGGUUGAUGACACUUAAGCCUUUUGCUGCGACUUGCAAGAAUGACAAGGCCAUAGAAAAAGAAAAUCAAUAAUGAUACAGUAGUUUAGCAAAACUGGCAACUUCAGCAGCUACAUUUCUAAAAGUGAAAAGAAGUUUACAUUUUCUGCUUUUUACAGUAAGAGACUUUUGCCAUUGGGAUCCCUUUGUCUGAAUGCUUCCUCUCUCCCUCUGUGUUCGUCUUGUGGCGCCGAGCUCACCAUGAAGGGCUUUGCUCUCCGUUGCAAUCUGAUCCGUCGAGAAGAAUUUUUAUUGUGGGAAACUUCUGUUGGUGUCAAAACUUGCUCUUCUCUCUUUGUGUUUUCUUUUCCUCUUUAUCUGUGUCAUUGUCCUGUUUUCCUCGCGGUGUCUCGUGGCCCGUCUCGUCCUCUGUUUAUCUCCUGCCUUGCUGCUGCUCCCUCCAAAACUCAAAGGCCUUUCUCAAAUGUCGUGCCUCUCUCUCCAUCGAGCCCAUCUCUACUUCCAAACCUCACUGGAAGCUUUGCUGCUCUGUCCUGCUUUCUAUUUUCUCUUUGAUCCUUUAUCUCCUGAUACUGCAGUGUGUGUGUGUGUGUGUGUGUGUGUGUGUGUGUGAGUGUGUGUGUGACAAGACAAACCCUAGUGACCAUCCCUUACCUGUACGUGGAAAACCAAUUUCUUUUUUCAUGUGUUUUGCUAUACCAAGGAACUGAACUAUUUGAAGAAUUUGAUUCAUGUGAUAAACUGAAAUUAAAAGCCAUGUGAAGAGUCAGCUUACCCAAAUUCUUUAAAAAAAUCACAUUUUAUAGCCACGGUGAUAGUUUUGGUUUUAUGUGCUGAGAUUUUGAACUUGUUGAACAUUUGCAUUUUAAUUGGAGUCUACAGGCAUGCAGCACUGAGGCUGUACUUGAGUUAAAUCUAGAAUGCGGUGCAAAAAUACAUCUAAAUGAUGAGAAGACUGUUGUCAUUACACAGUGCAGCCAACAAGCUACACUGAGUUGGUAGAGUUGGUUGUUGCUAGAGGUACGGAUCCGUACCCGUAGCCUGUGGACUACGGAUACGGCCCUUUCCAUUUGCCAAUCAGAUACGCGAGAUCUGGUCAUGUGACUCCCAGUAGACGCUAGCGGUAUGGACCCGUAGCAUCGGUACUACAGGUACGGACCCUAAACCUGACCCUAACACUAACCCUAAUCUUAACCUUUGCUUACCUUUCAACAGUUUGCAGUGGUUAGCAGCUUCUUGACUCGCGAGACUCGCGUACGGGUCCGUAUCUGUCUGGCAAAUGGAAAGUGCCAUAUCCGUAGUCCACAGGCUACGGGUACGGGUCCGUAUCUGUAGACACUACCGGUAGAAUUAGGUUUUCUACAAUCUUUUUUUUUAAUUAUCAGUCUUAACUCUUUGGAAUUGCUCAAAUAUGUUAAGAAAAGGUCAAUCCUGAAGCCAAGGUGGAGAAAAAAUGACAUUAUGAAGCCAAUAUCAUUACAUUUUCUCAACUUAAUUUUAGUUUUAAGUGAGUCAACACAGAUAAUUACGCAGUUAAUUUACUGAUUUGGAUAAACCUUUCAAAUUACAAACAUUUUUUUGAUGGGUUGGGUUGACAAAAUAAUGUCCUAUCAAUUUAAUAUCGUUUUUUUUUUCCUAAAUUUCUUUUUAGUCUUGCAGCCAUGCACUCUGAAUGACUUUUCAGAGUGCAACUGCUGAGAGCAGUGAAAAGCAGGUAAUAGUUUCCAUCACAGCUGAAAAUGUGUCAAGCACUCGGGCAGUUAACAUCUACCGUUAAUGUUAAAUGUGUCAGCACUUUUUACGGAAACAUGGAAAGAGACGAAGGCUGUCAUUCUUACACUGCAAAGACAUAAAGGUUUCUUUAAGCAGUCUACCGGUGAUGAUGCUUUUUGCAGCAUUGCAGCACCAUGAGCUCAGUGAUCGUCCAGAAAUGUUGGUUAUUUUGGAUUUAAUCUUGUAUGGAAAGACGCAAAGACUUUCAUCUUCUGACACUGUAAACAUCACAAACAGAUAUUGAUUUACCUUCACCAGUAUGUGGCCAAAUAAAACUAAAACUAUCCCCAUUGUACGGUGCCACUUGAGCUAAUAAAGAAAACCUUUUUUUUUGUUUUCAUUUUUUGUGACUUGGGUGAAAAGACUCUUGAAAACCUCUUCUGAAUGGAAUUCUUGCUGCUACUCUGUCAGUGCUUCGGUGUAAAAAUGCAUUAGGUAAGUUGUAAAAUACAAAUCUGUAAUCUGUUCUCAUCUGCGUUCGUUCAAUCACACAAAAAAAGUCAGUCGACACAAAAAUACGGUUUCAUUUUGCUGUCUUCUAGCCAUCAUUAAUGAUGUUCUGUUUCUCUUCUCUUCCUCUAUUUGUAUAACUUCCUACAUGCAGUGAUUUCCUUUUAAAGAGGAUAUUUUUAAUGACUGAAAUGGAGCCGUUUCAUGACACAAAUCUGCUUGAUUCUGUUUGAUGCUUUACCUCUAGUCUUUCCCCUCCUCUAAACUCCACCACUUGUGCUGAACAACCUCACUAGACUUCACUGUUUCCAAACCCAAACCCUGCAUGUUUGUUACUGAAGCCCCUCUGUUGUGUGUGCUUUUCCCAUUUCGGUGUCCUUGGCUGUUCCUCUGCGGGGGCGUAGCAGACGUGAUUCCCGGGUUAACGGUGAUUGUAUCAUUCUCGUGUGUUGUCAGAUUUGUCGUGGACAGGUGUUCAUUAUGCUCAGUUCACUUCUAGGCCAUUGUGAAAGGGCAUGCUCGUGUUGAGAGGACUGUAUGUACUGCAAGAUGUUAACCAGCAGGGGUGGUCAGAUCUGCCACUGGGAAAGUUACCAGGUAGAUGAAUCACAGAGUCACUGGGGAGGGAUUUAAGCAGUGUGACUUUCAGAUUUGAAAACCUCUGCUGUUCAACAAGAUGUGGAAGUGUGUGUUAAAAAAAAAAAAACAGCUACCCGUCCUUGAUAUGAUUUAUUUUGAUAAGAAAAGACUCAAGUGAAUGCAGUGUAAAGGUGGAUUCCUCUGGUGUCUCCAUAUUGAAUAAAGAGUUUCAUUUGAACAGCU